UCCUCACGCGCUCCCCGAGGAAGCCGCGCGCCGCGAUGAACAAGCUGUACAUCGGGAACCUGAGCGAGGCCGCGGCGGCCGCCGACCUGGAGCGCGUGUUCCGGGAGGCGCAGGUCCCCGCCGCCGGCCCCUUCCUGCUCAAGGGCGGCUACGCCUUCGUGGACUGCGCCGACGACGGCGGGGCGCUGCGGGCCAUCGAGGCGCUCUCAGGUAAAGUGGAGCUGCACGGCAAACUGCUGGAGGUGGAGCACUCGGUCCCCAAGAGGCAAAGGAUUCGGAAACUUCAGAUACGAAAUAUUCCGCCUCACUUACAGUGGGAGGUGCUGGAUAGUUUACUAGGCCAGUAUGGAGUGGUGGAGAGCUGUGAGCAAGUGAACACUGACUCGGAAACUGCAGUCGUAAACGUAACCUAUUCCAGUAAGGACCAAGCCAGACAAGCGUUAGACAAGCUGAAUGGCUUCCAGCUGGAGAACUUCACGUUGAAAGUGGCCUACAUCCCGGACGAGAUGGCCUCCCAGCAGAACGCUGCCCCGCAGCCCCGAGGCCGCCGCGGGUUCGGGCAGAGGGGCUCGUCGAGGCAGGGCUCUCCGGGAUCGGUGUCCAAGCAGAAGCCCUGUGACCUGCCUCUGCGCCUGCUGGUGCCCACCCAGUUCGUUGGAGCCAUCAUAGGCAAAGAAGGUGCCACCAUUCGGAACAUCACCAAACAGACCCAGUCUAAGAUCGAUGUCCAUCGUAAAGAGAACGCAGGCGCUGCAGAGAAGUCCAUCACUAUCCUCUCCACCCCAGAAGGCACCUCUGCGGCUUGUAAGUCUAUUCUGGAGAUUAUGCAUAAGGAGGCCCAAGACAUAAAAUUCACAGAAGAGCUCCCCUUGAAGAUUUUAGCCCAUAAUAACUUUGUAGGCCGUCUUAUUGGUAAGGAGGGAAGAAAUCUUAAAAAAAUUGAGCAAGACACAGACACUAAAAUCACGAUAUCUCCAUUGCAGGAACUGACGCUGUACAAUCCGGAGCGCACCAUCACAGUGAAAGGCAGCGUGGAAACCUGUGCCAAAGCCGAGGAGGAGAUAAUGAAGAAAAUCAGGGAGUCUUACGAAAACGAUAUUGCUUCUAUGAAUCUUCAAGCACAUUUAAUUCCCGGACUAAACCUGAAUGCCUUGGGUCUGUUCCCGCCCACUUCAGGGAUGUCGCCGCCCACCUCAGGGCCCCCUGCAGCCAUGACUCCCCCUUACCCGCAGUUUGAGCAAUCAGAAACGGAGACCGUCCAUCUGUUUAUCCCAGCCUUAUCUGUCGGUGCCAUUAUUGGCAAGCAGGGGCAGCACAUCAAACAGCUUUCUCGCUUUGCAGGAGCUUCCAUUAAGAUCGCUCCAGCCGAAGCACCAGAUGCGAAAGUGAGGAUGGUGAUUAUCACCGGGCCACCGGAGGCCCAGUUCAAGGCUCAGGGAAGAAUUUAUGGGAAAAUUAAAGAAGAAAACUUCGUUAGUCCUAAAGAAGAGGUGAAACUUGAAGCUCAUAUCAGAGUGCCAUCCUUUGCUGCUGGCAGAGUUAUUGGAAAAGGAGGCAAAACGGUGAAUGAGCUCCAGAAUUUAUCUAGCGCAGAAGUUGUUGUCCCACGUGACCAGACGCCUGAUGAGAAUGAUCAAGUGGUGGUCAAAAUAACUGGUCACUUCUAUGCUUGCCAGGUUGCCCAGAGGAAAAUUCAGGAAAUUCUGUCUCAGGUAAAGCAGCACCAACAGCAGAGAGCUCUGCAAAGUGGACCACCGCAGUCAAGACGGAAGUAAAGGCUCAGGAAACAGCCCACCACAGAGGCAGAUGCCAAACCAAAGACAGAUUGCUUAACCAACAGACGGCGGCUGACCCAUCCAGAAUCACAUGCACAAGUUUUACCUAGCCAGUUGUUUCUGAGUACCAGGCAACUUCCGAACUCCUGUCUCUGUGAGAAUGUAUCUCUAUGCUCUCUGAAACGGUGACACCCAGCUUUAAAAGGAAAAAAUGAGGGGGAGGGAGGAAAAGAGGAGCUCUGCACUUCCCUUGUGUUGUAUUUCCAGUGUAAAACUUGCUAAUUUUUCUUAAUGUUCCCGUUUAUGCAAGAAAUUGGCUUAGUGAUGCACUCACUAAAUUCAUCAAAUAAAAACAGAUUGCUCCUAAGCGAGAAUAGAAUUAUUAUAGGAACUUAACUGUUAUGAUAUCAACAUAGAAAAACUUCUGUUUCAUUUUUAUCUAACACUAACAUGAAUAACCUAAGGGAAGUGCUGAAUGGUGUUGGCAGGGGUAUUAAAUGUGCAUUUUACUCAACUACCUCAGGUAUUCAGUAUGCAAUGAAAGCAAAUUUUGUGGGGUUUGUUUUUUUUUGAAAUUUUUAUAUACUUUAUAAAGAUAAAAGUCCAACUGUUUUUUAAAAAUAAAAUUUAAUUAGCUAACAGGCAAAUAACUGAAAAAAAUUUUUUUACUUCUGGCUGGUGACAGUAAAGCUGGAAAAUUAAUUUCAGGUUUUUGAGGCUUUGACAGUUUUUAGUUGGAAAGUCUAAUGUCCAGUGACGGAGCAGUGCCUAUAUUUGGAGAGCAGCAAUACCAUUUCCUUUUUGUUUGUGGCAGGGAAAGUUUUUGAUGGUACGAACAGCGUGAAGUGGUCGCAGGAAGUUCUGGAAUGGCUGGCUAGUUUCAAAUGGCUUCAGUGCUUUUGUUGGGCUAAGUGAUUGAGUGCAUAAUUGCUUUGUGCUUCUGACUAUCGCUACCUGAAGAAAGUGCAGCAAUGGAGAUAUGCAGCCCUGUGGACUUGAAACGAUUGGCAAAAAGCAAGCCUCAGCUUGUCUUACAGGUGCUUAGUUUGCCAAUCCACCUCAGCAAUUGGUUUACCCUUUGAGCAGACCCCAAGAGUUGCUUGUGAAGCCCAGUGGGGCAGUCAGAUAGUGUGAGUGUUCCUUGGAAGGCCAUGAAAAGCUCCAUCUGCAUGUGCCAGGCACUGCCAUGAGCCUCACUAAGCUGUUUUGAAGAUUUUUAAACAAUGAUAAAAAGGAAAGGCCACCUAAAAUAUUACGUUAAAUACAGCAGGAUUUCUGUAUUCUGUGCAACCAGUUGUUGUAAGAAAACAAUUUUUGGGAUGUAGUUCGGAUGACUGUGAUAAAGCCUUUGACCUGAACUCAUUUGCCCGUCCUGUAAUUUGAUAGCAAAGCCCAGGAUGUUGAAUUAUGUGGGUGGUCUCCAAGGCACCCUGCUCUCAGAAUUGUUUGUUGCUUUUUGUUCAUGAAAGGAUCACAGUCAUCACAUUACAUGGAUCUGAAGGACAUAUAUAGUAACCCUGAAAAAAUCAUUUUGCCUCAUUUGUAUUUCAAAAUGAAUUUCUACAGACUAGGUAAGUUUUUCUAAUGAUCAGUGUAUCAGACAUUUUGGAAAUGACUUGAAAUGUUUUCAGAAAACCAGUUUAUUUUGUAGUGUUAGCCAAAAAGUGCCCUUCUUGUCACUGAAUUCAUCUAGCAUUCCUAACCCCCCCCACCAGCAAAUUGCUUAAAAAAAUAAUCAUGGACUGGCUUUCGGGUUGGUUUUUAGGUGAGAUGUGCUUAUGGCCAGAACUCUUCCUCAGUAUUUGAUUUUGCCAAUAUUUGAUGAGUUGUUUUUUAAAAAAUACAAAUAGGUGCUGCAUUUAUAUCUGCUGAUUUAAAUUCUGUCAUAUUUCACUUCUAGCCUUUAGUGUGGCAAAUCAUGUGUUACUUUGAAUUAAGCAUUGGUAAUGGAGUAUCUGGUAAUAGCUAGAAAAUAACUCUUGAGUUUGCACUCACCACAUAUGGAUCAUUCCUCAUUUGUAAUGUGCCCAAAUGCAGCUUCAUUUUCCAGACACCUUGAUGCAGAAUAAAGUUUUUCAUCAUUAGGUGCA
Molecule: messenger RNA, 3865 nt
Organism: Pipistrellus kuhlii (Kuhl's pipistrelle)
Lineage: Eukaryota; Metazoa; Chordata; Mammalia; Chiroptera; Vespertilionidae
Gene: IGF2BP3
Product: insulin like growth factor 2 mRNA binding protein 3
Exons: 15
Coding region: 36-1775 (579 amino acids)
Biological process (GO): regulation of gene expression; nervous system development
Cellular component (GO): cytosol; cytoplasm; nucleus
Molecular function (GO): mRNA 3'-UTR binding
Source: RefSeq, a predicted model, not a curated record